This is a messenger RNA of Cydia amplana, 1892 nucleotides long. Its product is annotated as glucose transporter type 1-like. Gene Ontology annotation, molecular function: hexose transmembrane transporter activity. Gene Ontology annotation, cellular component: membrane. The transcript has 2 exons. Gene Ontology annotation, biological process: monosaccharide transmembrane transport. NCBI's taxonomy places the organism in Eukaryota, Metazoa, Arthropoda, Insecta, Lepidoptera, Tortricidae. The record is from RefSeq and is a predicted model, not a curated record. Bases 266 to 1657 code for a protein of 463 amino acids.
ACGUGUGAUCCUUGUUUGGACAUAAAUAACACGGAUAGCUGGGUCUAGUUAUACCAUACGCUAGCUCACAAAUGUGACAGAAUGUAUUGUGAGUUAAGUUGUUUGGUUGUGCGGGCGCGCGCGGCCAGUGCGUUCCGCUCGGCCGCCGACGGCGCACUUGACAUUUUCCCUUGUAAGUGAUUGCAAAUGGUUUUUCCCAAGCUCGUGGCGAACUAACCUGGAUUUGUCUUUAACAAUUGAUUUCGAGUGCUAAAAGCUGACAAAGAUGUCCGGAGGAACAACAGGCCCACUGUUGUACUCGGUGGGCGCGGCCGUGCUGGGCAUGCUCCAGUUCGGCUUCAACACGGGCGUCAUCAACGCGCCGCGCGCCUUCAUCGAGACCUUCAUUAAAGAACAGCACCAGGUUGACGCCGAACGAAGCUCCUUUCUGUUCAGCGUCAUUGUCUCCAUCUUUGCCGUGGGCGGCAUGAUCGGUUGUCCGUUAGCUAGCUGGGUUGCGGAAAAGCACGGACGCAAAAAUGCUUUACUCAUGAAUGCGGCAUUCGGUGUUGUCGCGGCAGCUCUUAUGGCCUUCAGCAAACUUGCGGGUUCAGUGGAAAUGAUCAUAAUUGGCAGAUUCCUCAUAGGAAUAAACUGCGGCUUCGCCACUACUGCCUCGCCGACUUACGUGUCUGAAGUGGCUCCGCUGAGACUACGCGGCGCGUUUGGUACAGUUAAUCAAUUAGCAGUGGCUUUCGGCCUUAUUUUCGCACAAAUUCUAGGAAUAGAUGCCAUAUUAGGUAGUGAUGAAGGUUGGCCGUGGCUUCUAGGGUUUGCGUUAAUUCCCUCCGGCCUGCAAUGCAUGAUGUUGCCUUUCGCUCCCGAAACACCACGGUUUCUUUUGCUUACGAUCCGUGAUGAGCAAAAGGCUAGGGUGGCGCUUGUUAAAAUUAGAGGUAACCCUGAAAUCGACAACGAGAUCAACGACAUGCACGCGGAAGAUAGAGCCGAAAGACAAGAAGAAAAAUUUACCAUAUGGGGCUUGGUCACAGACAAAUCUCUGCGUACUCCGCUCAUAAUCGGUAUAGUCAUGCAUUUAUCACAGCAGUGGGGAGGUAUCAACGCUGUUUUGUAUUACUCUUCUACUAUUUUCGAGGGCGCCGGUCUCGAGCCCAAGGAUGCCCGCUUGGCUUCUAUCGGCGUCGGCAGUAUGUUAUUCAUCAUGGCGCUGGUGUCUAUUCCGCUGAUGGACCGCCUGGGUCGGCGCACGCUGCAGCUCGGCGGCCUAGCUGGCAUGACCUUGUUCUCAGUUCUCAUGACGAUAGCGUUCUUCACGUACAAGGGAAACAAAACAAUGAGUGUAUUCGCUGUUAUCUUCACGCUGUUAUACGUCGCGUUCUUCGGCGUGGGGCCGAGCUCGAUCCCGUGGAUGAUCCUGUCAGAGCUGUUUGGGCAGUCCGCCCGCAGCGCCGCGGUCAGCAUCGGCGCGCUUGUCAACUGGUUUGCCAAUUUCAUUGUGGGCAUUACGUUUAUACCGAUGAUAGAUGCACUGGGACAACACUAUGUAUUUUUGCCGUAUACGGUAUUUCUAAUAUUGUUCUUUAUAUUCACGUAUUUUAAAUUGCCUGAAACAAAGAACAAAACUAUCGAGGAAGUGACUGCAUUUUUCAAGAAGUAAAUCUGAGUCGAUACUAGUUUUAUGACACAUUCCUUAAUAUUGCCCAAAAUAUAUUGUAAAAAGUCUAAUUACACUAAAAAUUGUGAUAGCUCCUGAAUAAUUGUAAGCAAAACUUCUUUUUGUUAUGGGUAGCUCUAUGUAUAGGCACAUAUGCUGUAUUCAUUCCUGUCCUGGCGGUCAGCGCGAAUCUACUCGUAAAGGAGUAACAAUUACCCGAUGUCAGCAUUUCACUACU